AUGAAUAAAGAUUACUUGGUUGGUGCUUAACAACUAAAUCACCAGCACCUAAAUAAAAAUUAUUACCGAACUAACGAAGAUGAAAUCCAAACAGUUGAUACUACUUGCAUCCUGCAAAGCUAUACAAAUGCCGGUUUACAUUCAGAUAGCUACUUAGCCUAGAGAUAACUUAUUCCAAGAAAUCAUUUAAUCUACUCCAAUAGUCAGAUUGGCCAUCAUAGAUCAAACCAUGAGCUGUUCGACCCAGACAUUUAUAGUAGUAUUAAAAAGCAGGCUACCUCGUAAAUCAUUUAGAAUGAGGAAAUGGAGAAUGAGAUUGGCGACGAUAGACUUUUCUUUUCUCAUUAGAAAGAUGAGUUACCACAGAAUCUGACUCUACAAACUAAUUCUUAUGCUAUUAAUGCUUAGAAUCUAUAAUAAACUAGCCAGUAUUAAAAUCCUAACAACAAUAGCUAUGAACAUGUUCCUCUUAGUGAUGACUAAUUAGGUGAUUCACAAGUCAAUGAAUCUAUUAAUGAAGACUUGCAAGUUGAAGAAUUUGAAGAUUCUUAACUAAUAACUUAAGUUUAACUAUUUCAAUAACAGCAACUUCAUGAAGAGAAAUAGAGUAUGAUAAAACAAAAAAGACAUGAAAUUGAUAUUAAAAUUUAGACUCUCUAAGAAAGAGCUAACAUUAUAAUUAAAAAGUCCUACAUCAAAAGAUCAAAACUUGAAACAUAGAAGCAAGACUUGAUUGAUAGGAAAAUCUAAGCAGAGUAGAGACUCCAGUCUUUAAUAAGGAUAUAGGAGUCGUUGGAAGAAAAGCUACAAGAUUAGUUGUAGGAUUUCAAUCAAGUGAAAAAUACAAAGGAGGGUGAGAUGACUAUAAUAAUCUAGCCAAAAAGAAAUUAAACUUUUCAGUUGCAGCAGGAUAUAGAAAUUAAUAAUGCUAAAAUUCAGCAGAUAGAGAAGUAGAUUUAAGCUAUUCAACAGGAAAUAUGGAAUCAAGACUAGCUAUUAUUAGUUCUUAAUCAAGAAAUAGAUAAUUUGCUGCAAUAAAGUGGAGAAUAUCUUUAGAUAUACCAUCAAAUACAAGAUUAAAAGUAGAAAAUAGCCGAGCAUUAAAAUAAAAUUGAUAAAAAGCAAUUAGAACUAGAGUUGAACAUGAAUAUUAAUAGGAAAUUUUCUAAUAACUUAAACUUUCUAAAUGAUACUCGCAUUAUGAAUGUAGGAAGAGGCGAAGAAUAAUAGCAUCAUGAUAGAAGAGUCAAAAUCGCAUAAAUAGAAAACAUUCUAGGAUAACAUGGCUUUUAUGAUUACAUUGUUUAAUAGCAUACUACCAAAUGCGAAAUGAUGAUAUUGGAAAAUUAGAAUAGAUUACUUGAAAGCAAAUUAAUUGAUCUUUAGAAUGAGAAGAAUUUAACUGAUAUGAUGAUACAAUCUAUAGGUGAGUAGUAGAUGAAUAAUCUACAAGUAGUCAAGAUAUUCAAUGAUAUUAAAUAUAAAAAUAAACUGUUGAAAAUGAAAGUUAAAUUGCUUGAUAAAGCUCUGGCUUAAAACUAAAAAACUCUUGAGCUUCAUAAGUAAAAAUUGGACUAUGAAUAUAACGCAAACUUUUAUCAGGGCGAUCAUCGAUUGUUCAACAAUUUCCUAUUUCUAAAUAUUAAUCCUUAGACAAUGCAAGACGAAAAAUACUAUCUUGAUUUAUUUGAAAAUUACAGAUCUCUUAUUCUUCAGUUCAAUGAUCCGCUUAAUGUAAUUAGACUAGAAUAGUAAAUAAUCUAGAAAUAAAAGCCUUAGAUUCACAAAACUAUAAGUAUUCUAGAAUUCCAUUAUUCUUUCUUGACGGACUCACUUUAAAAAAGUAAAGGUUUAGUAAAGCAAGAGAGAUUCAAGCUACAAUAGCUUUAAAAACUCUUGCCAAUAGUUGAGUAAAAGAUAUCGCAUGUUCUCUUCAGCUAGUAUAUAGAAAGACACCAUGAUGAAAUUCAAACAGUCAUUAAAACAUAUGGAAAGUAAAACUUUGAAAAGAAAAAGCAUCAGCAACUUGAGGAAUUUCAUAAGAUAAACUGCCAAAGACUUUAAAAGGACUAUGAGAUGAUUGACAUUCUAAUGAAUAAGAAGAAUGACAUCAUCAAUAAUUAGAGAAUGUAUAAGAUUAAAGAAUAAAAAUAACUAGAAGAUAAGACUACUAACAUUCAAGCAAAGAUUAUUAAGUUCUAAGAUGAGAAGGAGAUGCAUAGUAGGGACAGUGGUAAUAAGAGGUAUUUAAUCGAACAGAUAAAGCAAUAAGUUUAGAGUGCUAAGAGACAUAUUGAUGAUCAACUCAAAUGUGUGCUUGAUCAGGAGGAUCAUAAGUAUGGAAUUAAGGAGAUAUAUUAAAAGCUAAAAGAGAUAAUGCAAGUGGAAGAAGAGUCAAAGGAUGUGAUAGAACAAUGCGAAAGAUAAAUAGAUGAGAUAGAUGAUUUUGAAAAGUAGUGUCAAUAAAAGGCUGAGAGUUAAAGAGAAAUUUGCCAGAGAUAGCUAGAAAUUAUGCAAUAGCUAAAAAAGGAAAUAGACAUAAAUAUGAUAAAGGAACAAUUAGGAGCACUAAAUGGUGAGCUUAGUCUCAUUGAACAAAACAUAGAUGAAGUUAUAAACAUUGAUGUUGACAAGAUUAUCAACUCACUCAAUGAAAAUAUACCACUCAGCACAAUACGAAUUCCUUAGUUGCCCCCUAUAUAAAGAGAGGAGGAUUAGAAGUAAGUUAAAUCAAUCUGCAAGCAUUUAUAGUAGGUGUAUGAAUUCCAAAACAUCAACAGUAAGCAAGAAUUUGACUUAUUUCAAGCUAUUGCUCCCUUACUAGAGGGUUAUAAAAUUAGUAUUUAGAAGAAGUAAUAUUCCUAAAAUUAGAAAUAUAAAAUGGUAUAUGAAGAUAAGUACUUCAGAAUUUCUAAUGACUUUACUAGAUUUGAGAUAAGAUCCCUCGAUGAUUUGAUGUUUCGAGUAGACUCUUUUUUCAAGAUUCAGUAACUGAAAAGCAUCAAAAUUACCAAUCAGACUUAAAUUACUCUUAGGAAACUUCAGUUAGAUUUCUAGGACUUAACCUCACCUAGUAGAUAAUCUCAAGAAAACAUAUCAAUUAACAGAAGGUCAAUAACUAGGCCAAUGACAACAAAGAAUUUCAACAAUAGAUCUAAUAAUCUAGCAAGUUUCAGCGAUUCUCAUAGCUGUAAUGGCUAGUUCUCAUCAAUGACAAGAGGGGGCUACUCUACAAAAUCUCUGGCUGCAAACUAUAAUUAGUAAAAGUCAGUUGAUAGAUAAAGAAAUUAGUAUAUCCCACUAAGAAAUCAAACUGAAGCAGAAAUAUCUUUGACAAGUCAAAAUUAAAAUCUUUAAUAGAAUGGAUAUUCAUAAGCUCAAUCCUAAAGUAAUCACUCUUAAUAAAUUUGGAAUGAAAACUAUUCAGAAGAAAGCUUUGAAUUUAUAAUGAUUUUAAGUGAUAAAGAAAUAAUUGCAAAGACUCAGGACUAUAACGAAUUCAAGAGCCUAAUUCAAACUUGCAAAAAAUUAAUAGAAAAGAAGAAGCAUCUUAUGGAUUUAAUAGAAACUGGAGAAAUUAAAUAGAAGAUGAGAAUAUUCAAAAUAUGA
Messenger RNA from Stylonychia lemnae, 3609 nucleotides. NCBI's taxonomy places the organism in Eukaryota, Ciliophora, Spirotrichea, Sporadotrichida, Oxytrichidae. The record is from the annotation of a GenBank genome assembly.